AUGGCGACAGCGACGGAAAUAACUCCCCAAAAGGCCCUAGAAUUGUACAGAAAUGCAUUAAAUUUCAACGUCAUAAAUAGAUAUGACCCAUCUAUAAAACAACUUCUAUACCACACUUCGCACUGUGUGAUAUACAAGUUUGAAGAUGAAACAGAAGAAUGGAUAAAGUCAGACUACCAGGGUAGUUUAGCGUUAUAUCUCCGAGAUUUUAAACUACCACAACAAAAUAACCAAACCCAAAUACUGUUUCAAGACUUACAAAGUCUAUUCUGCUAUGGAUUGAUGCUCUUCAAUAGAAAUAAGCCUGAGUGCUUCUCUUUGGGAUUUUUACCAAAUAAUAUCACCAAACAUUUUUUGCCUCAAGGAUUAGGAGGAAAUGGUAUAGAUGAAAUGAAUGUAGAAUUGAACGAUAAUUUAAUAAUAGUCAAGAACUUACUAGGUGAGAUAUAUGGGUUAUGGGUAUUUAAUGAGGCCGACAGAAUGAAAUUGUUCAAAUUGUUAGAGUUUUGCUUGAAGAAUAGUGAUGUAUAA
Messenger RNA from Dujonia railenensis, 531 nucleotides. The record is from the annotation of a GenBank genome assembly. NCBI's taxonomy places the organism in Eukaryota, Fungi, Ascomycota, Pichiomycetes, Serinales, Debaryomycetaceae.